Molecule: messenger RNA, 1302 nt
Organism: Strongylocentrotus purpuratus (purple sea urchin)
Lineage: Eukaryota; Metazoa; Echinodermata; Echinoidea; Camarodonta; Strongylocentrotidae
Product: carbonic anhydrase 14-like
Exons: 6
Coding region: 194-1156 (320 amino acids)
Cellular component (GO): plasma membrane
Molecular function (GO): carbonate dehydratase activity; zinc ion binding
Source: RefSeq, a predicted model, not a curated record
UCAUCCGGACCACUGCAGAAACCCUCUUCCCAUCUGGUAGAAGGACGACAUCCCGUAGCAUUUGCCUGAUAUUCGAUAUCUGGCCCAAGGAUAUAAACAGCAGGUGUAACUCCUUUUUUACGACAGUUUGUGACAAAAUCCAAUUUUUAACAAUUUUCUCCUUGCCUAGCAGAAAAGUUGAAUAAGUUUGAAGAUGAAGUUCUUCGUUUGCGUUGCUCUGUUGGCGGUGGUUCCUGCUGUUUUUGGUGUUAAUAACUGGUCAUACCAUACCCAAGAAACCUGGCCUCUCAUUUCGGGUAGCCAAUGCAAUGGUAACUCCCAGUCGCCCAUCAAUAUCAACUCCAGCAUCGCCACCACCACUGAUCUCGGUUCCUUCGUGCUCGAUGGCUAUACCGACGAAAACACUAACAUGGAUUUGGUAAACAACGGGAACAAAAUUGUCAUCCAAUUUCAUGAUGACGUUGAGGACUUAUACAAGCUUUCUGGGGGCGGUCUCCCUACUACCUACACAGCUACCCAUAUUCACUUCCACUGGGGGUCUAUGAACUCUGGAGGCUCGGAACAUCAGAUUGACAGCACUCCCUACCCUGCUGAGUUGCACGUGGCUCACUACGACAAGUCCAAAUACGCCGAUCUCACGGCAGCUGUGACCAGCAUGCAGUGGGAUGCAGCCACCAUACUGGGUGCAUUUAUUGAGGUUGGCGAACAUAACACUGCUUUCGAUCCCUUCCUGAGUCACAUCAGCCAGAUCGCCAAUUACUCCUCUGGCGUCACCUCCCUGGGCCAGGGCAACCUCCCAUCGUUCCCAAUCCGCAGCGUCUUGCCAUCUGACCUGUCGAAGUUCUACCGUUACAAUGGUUCCAAGGCGGUGCCCGAUUGCAACGAGGCCAUCAUCUGGACCAUCUUUACAGACACGAUCUCUAUCUCCCAGGCUCAGCUUGACAUAUUCCGCACCGUGUACGGCGAGCAUGCUGACGCACAAGGCAAUUACGAAGUCGUCGACAACUACCGCUACCUUCAACCUCUGAAUGGCCGCACAGUCUAUUACAGCAGACCUACUCCCGAGUCUACUGAUGGCGGUGCAGUCACCAUCUCACCGAUGAGGGCACUGUUUAUCGUGGCACUUACAAUUUGUAUGUUGUUCAAUCGCUUUUAGGUUUAAUCAGACACUGACGUGAUUUUUUUUUCUUCUUCUUACUGGGGAAUUAAGUUAUUACGGAUUCAACAAAUAUGAAUAAUUAAACACAAUAUUCCUGUCAAAUCUAACAGCUUUCACUGAUGGGGGGGGGGGGGGGGUGGUGG